GACAUGAAGAGGAACAUUGAGUACAACAACAGCUUGCAAUAUGUGGCUGAUUCGGAGUACGGGAUACCGACAAGGUGUUACUGUGGUGGGAGAAUGAUUGACGAGGUUCAGCGGAAGGAGGAGAGAGACACUCUUCCUGGGAAGCGCUUCUUCACAUGCAUAAACUACCAGGCUGAUGGACUCCAUUAUCGUCAGCCUUGGGUUCAUGGUGUCCAGGAGGAGAUCGAGAAGCUCACUAACCGCCUGGAGGCGGCUGAGAAGGUGAUCAAGAAGGUGCCCAUCCUCAAUCAACAGAUUGAGUCACUUGAGGUUAAGAGGCUCUCUGGCCAAGUGGAUGUUCUCAGUGUGAAGGUCGCUGACCUGGAGAUGGUCUGCUUCGAUUGAAAAGCAAAGGUCACGGGCUGCAGUUGAAGUUGUAUGGCAGGAAGGGAAUGCACAUGUUUAUUAGCUUUAUGGUUGUUGUGUUUCACGGGAAAGUGUAGUAUUUUGUUUCUUUCUACACUUCAUUUCAAUUAACUUGUCUUGUUUCUUUGUACUUUGUACUUGUUUGGUUGCUCACGGGUAGCAACCACAUGAUUAGAACUUGUAUCGGCUAUGUACUGACUCUGCCAACUCUAUAUAUAAAGCAGGGUGU
This is a messenger RNA of Raphanus sativus (radish), 634 nucleotides long. RefSeq lists its product as uncharacterized. The coding region runs from base 4 to 384 and encodes 126 amino acids. The record is from RefSeq and is a predicted model, not a curated record. NCBI's taxonomy places the organism in Eukaryota, Viridiplantae, Streptophyta, Magnoliopsida, Brassicales, Brassicaceae. The transcript is spliced from 4 exons.